Molecule: messenger RNA, 1651 nt
Organism: Prosopis cineraria
Lineage: Eukaryota; Viridiplantae; Streptophyta; Magnoliopsida; Fabales; Fabaceae
Product: 3-ketoacyl-CoA thiolase 2, peroxisomal
Exons: 14
Coding region: 85-1470 (461 amino acids)
Biological process (GO): phenylacetate catabolic process; fatty acid beta-oxidation
Cellular component (GO): peroxisome
Molecular function (GO): acetyl-CoA C-acyltransferase activity
Source: RefSeq, a predicted model, not a curated record
CAUUUCCAAAUCUCACGUCUCUUAUUUUCUCGCUUAGCUUCGCUUCCUUCCUCGGCAGAGCCUCUUUCGCAUUCAUUUACGAAGAUGGAAAAGGCCAUCAACAGGCAAAAGGUUCUGCUUGAUCACCUCAAGCCUUCGUCGUCAGUCUACGGGAACGAAUCAUCCCUCACUGCUUCGGCAUGUUUGGCGGGGGAUAGUGCUGCAUAUCAGAGGACUUCGGUAUUUGGGGACGAUGUAGUGAUUGUGGCAGCGUAUCGAACAGCGAUUUGCAAAUCCAAACGUGGUGGUUUCAAAGAUACUCAUGCUGAUGAUCUUCUAGCUCCUGUCCUGAAGGCUGUAAUAGAGAAAACCAAUUUGAAUCCAUCUGAAGUUGGUGACAUUGUUGUGGGCACUGUAUUGGCACCUGGAUCUCAGAGAGCCAGUGAAUGCCGAAUGGCAGCAUUUUAUGCUGGUUUUCCUGAAACUGUACCUGUGAGGACAGUGAAUAGGCAAUGCUCUUCUGGGCUGCAGGCUGUUGCUGAUGUAGCUGCAGCUAUAAGGGCUGGAUUUUAUGACAUCGGUAUUGGUGCUGGUUUAGAAUCUAUGACAAGUAAUCCAAUGGCAUGGGAAGGAUCAGUCAAUCCUAAAGUAGAAAGUUUUGAACAAGCCCAGAACUGCCUUCUUCCUAUGGGUAUUACCUCUGAAAAUGUUGCACACCGCUUUGGCGUGUCAAGGGAGGAACAAGAUCAGGCAGCUGUCGAGUCUCACAGACGGGCGGCGGCAGCCACUGCUUCUGGUAAAUUUAAGGAUGAAAUUAUCCCAGUUUCAACUAAGAUUGUGGAUCCAAAAACUAAUGAGGAGAAGCCUGUCACCAUCUCUGUUGAUGAUGGAAUUCGACCUAAUGCAACACUGUCUGAUUUGGUGAGACUCAAGCCAGUGUUUAAGAAAGAUGGGAGCACCACUGCUGGUAAUUCUAGCCAGGUAAGUGAUGGUGCUGGGGCUGUUUUGCUGAUGAAAAGAAGUGUUGCAGUGCAGAAGGGACUGCCCAUCCUUGGUAUAUUCAGGACCUUCGCUGCGGUUGGUGUGGAUCCUGCCAUCAUGGGUGUUGGCCCCGCUGUUGCAAUUCCAGCUGCCGUUAAGGCUGCAGGUCUAGAGCUCAGCGACAUUGAUCUUUUUGAGAUAAAUGAGGCAUUUGCUUCCCAAUUUGUAUAUUGCCGUAACAAGCUGGAUCUUGAUCCUGAAAAGAUUAAUGUUAAUGGAGGUGCAAUUGCCCUUGGGCAUCCCUUGGGUGCAACAGGUGCACGCUGCGUAGCGACAUUGUUGCAUGAAAUGAAACGUCAAGGAAAGGACUGCCGGUUUGGAGUUGUAUCCAUGUGCAUAGGUACUGGAAUGGGAGCAGCUGCAGUGUUUGAGAGAGGUGCUCAUGUUGAUGAGCUCUGCAAUGCCCGCAAAGUGAACGACAACCUCCUCCUAUCUAAGGAUGCUCGGUAGACCUCCAUAUCAAACAUUUCAUUACUGGCCUGGAUUUUUCUUAUGAACGUCUCUCGCACUGUUGAAGUAUAUGGCCCCAUAUAUAUUUGAUACAGGCUCGCAUAACAUUGGAGACUCUUGUAGAAUUUCUCCCAAGCUAAGUUACCCGUCUUUAUUGAAUGAAAAACAAUAAUUUCCAUAA